AGGCUGCAAUUCUUUGUCGUCGUUCAUUGUGAUAAUAUUCUGCUUGACUCUACACUCCUACUGUUUCUAUUAAUUUAAUCGCUACGUUUCUUAAUUGCCCAAGACGAUUCCACUCGUUUCGUAGAGGUUUUUUAAUUUACUAGUUACUUAAAAACUUAGGAUGUCUUACGCAUAUUUAUUUAAAUAUAUUAUAAUUGGUGACACAGGGGUAGGGAAAUCUUGUCUGCUCCUUCAGUUCACGGACAAAAGGUUCCAACCUAUUCAUGAUCUCACCAUUGGUGUUGAAUUUGGUGCUCGUAUGAUAACCAUUGAUGGUAAGCAAAUCAAGCUUCAGAUAUGGGAUACCGCCGGCCAAGAAGCGUUCAGGUCCAUCACACGAUCUUAUUAUAGAGGUGCCGCAGGAGCUCUACUUGUCUAUGACAUCACCCGUAGGGAAACCUUUGAGCACUUGACAACUUGGCUGGAGGAUGCCCGUCAGCACUCAAAUUCCAACAUGGUUAUCAUGCUCAUCGGGAAUAAAAGUGAUUUGGAAUCCAGGAGAGAUGUCAAGAAAGAGGAGGGGGAAACGUUCGCCCGGGAACAUAACUUAAUUUUCAUGGAAACAUCUGCUAAAACAGCAGCCAAUGUAGAAGAAGCUUUCAUCAACACAGCCAAAGAAAUUUAUGAGAAGAUCCAAGAAGGAGUCUUUGAUAUUAACAAUGAGGCCAAUGGUAUCAAAAUAGGACCACAACACUCACCCACAAAUCCCAACCUUCCACCUGGUAGUCAAGGAGCCAACCAAAGCGGUGGUUGCUGUUAAAGAAGAUUCUUCCGUCAUCACUUACCUAAAAUACUACUAUUUUUCCGUACAUGUUUCAUUAAGUGUAUGCUAAAGAAAUUGCGGGAGCCCGUGUGAUGUUCAUGUAUCUUUCUUACAUGUACAGACUUAUCUACUGUUAGGAAAUGUGUGCUUGAGUGUAUGAGUGUGUUGAUGUGUUUGUGUGCACAUUUAUUGUAUUCUCCAUAUAUUUGUAAGUGUAUAUUCGCUCAUCUAUGCGCACGCAUAUUUUAAUUAAAGUUUUCUUCAUUGUACCUCAGCAACUUAUUCAGUAUUGAAAUCACACUAAUGUCAAAUCUACAGUGGUCUUGAUUAGACCAGCAACCAGAGGGGCUCAAGCCAUAAGAGCCUUGAUGAUCUGUCUUUUUUCAAAGCAGAAUUGUAAAAAAAAGGAAAAUCGACUCCAAGUUUUAAAGUCUCUCCUAUGAUAAAUACUUUCUGCCGCAUGAAAUUGACCCUUAUUAUUAGUGCUUGGCUCAGAAUCUUUACCAUUAACAUCAAGCAUUCCAGCAAAGAUAAGUUUGAACCAUGGUUCCAUUUUUCUUUGCCAGUCCUCAUGAUGUUUUUUACCUUCACGUAAAGUUGAAAGUUCUAAUUUGAAAAGUUGGAGUUCCCUCUCCUUGUGAAGGAGAGUUUUUGUGGGUGGAACAUAAUCCUAAUCUUAAUAUUUCAUGGAAUUGUCUUUAUGGGAAUGAAGUUAUUCUUUGUAGUUCAAAUCAAUUAUGCUUUACUUAAUGCCAAAUUACCAAAGAAAAGUUUUGUGAAUCAACUUGACAUCUUAAAACAUUUUUCACCACUUCAUUGCGCGGUUGAAAAGUCAUGAGUGUUUCAAACCUUUUUUAUUUUUGCACAUCUGCCCGAAUGAAUGCAUCAAUUCACACGCAUGAUCUGGAAAUGAACUGAUAGUCUUUCUUGGUUCAAAGACGUCUCUUUGACCUGCAUUAGAGUAGUGCAAUUUUCUUACCUGUUCUACUUUAAGAACACUCUUAACCAUGGUGCUGAUAUCAAUGAUUGUGAAAAAAUUAUCUCCAAAUGAUCAGUCUAAACAUUUCCUUGUAUGUAUGUAUGACUGUUUUAUUCUCAAUCCGAACUACUCAGUGUCCAGUAAACUAGUCGAAAUUCAUCAUAUUGUGUCGUCAGAUCACACUUUAAAAUCACUGAAGAAAGUCAGCUGUUCCUGCACAGUGUAUACCAUUCUUAUUUAAUUUUUGAAUCUUGAAAACAUUAAUUUUACUCGUUUGUAUUGGUUAGUGCAUGAAUCAAUCCAGGAUUCUUAAAUCUAAAAAAAAUGUGUACACCACCCAUUUUCAAUUGAGUUUAUGAGUCUUUGAGCCUCGUGGAAAUACACAGCUUAAAUGCAAGUCCCAUUCAAAUCUGGAGUAUGAAUUAACCAACCAGAUGCUCAGAGGUUGACUUAUUACUAAAUGCAAUAAUCCAAUCUUAAUAUCUUUAUUAAUUUUUUUAAAUUGUUUAAGUUAGACUUGAAUGGCUCGGUGAAAGGCUAUAUUUUUUUCUAAAUUCAAAUGAAUUUCUCAGAAGUGAAAUGAAAUAUUGAUCAUUCAUCACACAAUUCUCUUGAAUCGUAUCUUAAUCAUUUCUUGAUGGUUAUUUCAUAGGUCUCAUCACCUUUGGUUGGUGAAUUCCUCAUUUCUUCUCAUUAACGCUAUAACCUAUGAAUCUUAGACUCUUGAAGAAAGUGAUUCUAAAGACAAAAUUGUACUUACCUUUCUUUUUAAGCUAACCAGAAAGCAGAUACUGGCAUAAUUUGAUGAAUUUGUUACAAGUGUUGGUACAUAAUGAAGCUGUUUCUAAGAGUUGAACACACCCCUAACUAAGCCAAUAGACAGUUGCUCUCUUGGAAACCUUGCUCUAGCAGCAUUUUUCCUAUUGGGCGUAGGUGGAGGAAUUAUUGUUAGUAAAUUUCAGUGACUUUGCUGUAGUAGUCACCCGCAUAUUUCUGGUCAUUCUGUGAAACACAUUUUUACCAUUUUUGGAAGACUUCAGAUUACCUCUCAUCUUGCAGAUUUCUUGAGUUACAUCUACUAAGAACUUUUUAAGUAAUGACUCUUCUCUCCCUCCAUUCUUUAAAGAUCUUUCUUGCCUUUUUUUCUUAUUUGUUUCUUAUAGUCUGUGUUGUUUUGUCUUUGUUUUAAUUAAUUUAUUAUAAUUAUUACUGAGGUUUUUACUUGCUUGUCCUAUGUUCAAAUGUGCUUCAAUCGUUUCUUUGAAAUGUAGUCCAAUACAAAUUUUAGUUUGCACAUUACUAUCCCAAUUAGAUUUCUUGAAAUUUAUUUCCUCAGAUUAUUUUGUUACAUCUCCGUUUUUACGUUCCACGGGUGUAGCUAUUGAGGUCCCAGACUUUCUUUGUUAACCCCCAUGAUCCUUUCCUAAAAAUUUAAAAAGAAGAAAAAACAAGUUUUAAAACCACAUUUUUAAUUAUAGCUUCUGAAUACAGUUUUGCUGUAUGAGAGAGGAGAAAGGUCUCCUCUCAAGUUGUUUCUGUCUUGAAUGAUUCUCCUUUUCUUUUAAAGCGGGUCAUUUGUUUCUCAUUAUUUUCCUAGUCUUUCAAAAUUGUAUUAGAAGUCCAUUAUGCUUAAAACUAGAGCACUCAUCUCAUUAUUAUGAGUAUUAUUAUUUUUAAAAUAAUUAUGUGUCUGUACAAACGUUUUUGCAAAACUUUUAACCUCGACAAAUUUGCAAAAGACAUAAUCCUGAAUUACGAAAUUCCAGAAUUGUCAUCAAAAAAGAAAUAAAAGAAAGAGACAUCUAAUAUAUUGACAGUUUCCCUAAUCUUAAGGUUGUUGCUGAAUUACCUUCAUAAGAAAUUAGAUACUCUACCUAUCAAAAAUAUUUUCCCCUGUAGAUUUUUUCAUCAUUUUUCAUUCAUAAACAUACUAAAUACAUAGCUGAAGAUAUAAAUAUUUUCUGCUGGGAGGAUGGACUUGUUCUAAUUUUGAUUAAAGCCCUCUAAAUUUUUUCAAGUCAAGUGUUGAGUACAUACCAUCUCAUUACACAACGCCAUCUUUAAAUUUCAUCUGUCUUUUUUGCCAUUUCUCCCCAAGUACUUCAUAACAUUGUGUUAUUCAAUUUUUUACAAUGAAAAGAAUUUAUUAUUCAUCUUAGUAUUGAGUAUGACUUAAGGAUAGUGAACAUAUUUAUUAUUUGAAAUUUGUAUAAUUGUCUCACCUCUAUGUUUUAAUUAUAAUAUUGCUACAUUUUAUA
This is a messenger RNA of Bemisia tabaci, 4039 nucleotides long. RefSeq names its product RAS oncogene family member Rab2 (gene Rab2). Lineage: Eukaryota; Metazoa; Arthropoda; Insecta; Hemiptera; Aleyrodidae. Gene Ontology annotation, molecular function: GTPase activity; GTP binding. The record is from RefSeq and is a predicted model, not a curated record.